This is a messenger RNA of Necator americanus (New World hookworm), 393 nucleotides long. RefSeq lists its product as uncharacterized. Lineage: Eukaryota; Metazoa; Nematoda; Chromadorea; Rhabditida; Ancylostomatidae. Bases 1 to 393 code for a protein of 130 amino acids. The transcript is spliced from 2 exons. The record is from RefSeq and is a predicted model, not a curated record.
AUGAGGGAUCGGCCCGUCAUCAGCAUCGAAAAUUACACCAAAUACUGCGGCGAUGCUGAUGAGAACAAAAUGCGCCUUUCUACGACUGCGGGAUCGCAGAGACGUAAACUCUGGAUCGUACGUGCUCAUGCACCUACGGAAACCGCUGAGGACAACAGUAAGGAGGCCUUCUAUGAUGAACUCAAUGCGUUGAUGUCUGAACUACUAAGCCAGCGAGUGGUCAUUGUCGGAAUCGACGCAAAUGCGAAGAUGGAACAACAAUCCGAUGUGCUGCGAAAAUGGUAUUAUCCAGCGGAGCGCACGCCGGACAACGGUGACCGUCUGGUCGACUUGUGCGAACAGACGGGCCUCAUCAUCGCUUCCACGUUUAAGAGGAAUCGUCGACGCCAUUAG